AUGAAUAGGCACUACGCCUCGCCCAAAGGCUACGCUGCCUAUCCUCGCGGGGACAGCACCUUCUCCCUCUCGCCCAACAAAUUCCAACCUCGCUCACAGCCUGCCCUCCGCCGUCGACGCCAACUCUUCCAACGGCUCAUUCUCCUCGGCGGCAUUUCUCUCUUGCUGGUCAUCUUCAUUUUCCCCUCAUGGCGCGCUGCGAUCCUCCCUACCCUCUCGCUCGGCCUCUUCCACGGUACAGAGGACCUACAACUACAGACAGUCCGAUACUAUGACCUGUCCGAGGUGGAGGGAACAGAGAAGGGCUGGGAGCGCGGGGAACGCGUCCUCAUGCUCACCCCGCUGCGAGAUGCCUCCUCCCAUCUCCCAAUGUUCUUCUCCCACCUCCGCAACCUCACCUACCCCCACAAUCUCAUCGACCUUGCCUUCCUAGUGUCGGACUCGCGCGAUGACACUCUCAACAUGCUGUCGCGCAUGCUCACUGAGGUGCAGAACAACUCGGACCCGACGAUGGCCUUUGGCGAGAUCUCGGUGAUCCAGAAGGAUUUCGGCCAGAAAGUGCAGCAGGAUGUCGAAAGCCGGCAUGGCUUCGAGGCUCAGGCCAGUCGUCGUAAGCUGAUGGCCCAGGCGCGGAAUUGGUUGCUGAGCGCGACCCUCCGUCCUACACACAGCUGGGUCUACUGGCGAGAUGCAGACGUGGAGACGGCGCCAUUUACGAUCAUUGAGGAUUUGAUGCGGCAUAACAAGGAUGUCACCGUUCCAAAUGUGUGGCGGCCGCUUCCGGAUUGGCUAGGUGGAGAGCAGCCGUACGAUUUGAAUUCGUGGCAGGAGUCGGAGACGGCGCUCGCGCUGGCGGAUACACUAGACGAAGAUGCUGUCAUUGUGGAGGGAUAUGCCGAGUAUGCGACAUGGCGACCUCACCUCGCUUACCUCCGCGAUCCCUACGGCGACCCAGACAUGGAGAUGGAGCUGGACGGCAUUGGCGGCGUCAGUAUUCUGGCGAAAGCCCGUGUCUUCCGUGCUGGUGUCCAUUUCCCAGCAUUUAGCUUCGAGAAGCACGCUGAGACGGAAGGAUUUGGCAAGAUGGCCAAACGCAUGAAGUUUUCCGUUAUUGGAUUGCCACACUAUACGAUUUGGCAUUUGUACGAGCCUAGCGUUGACGAUCUGCGCCAUAUGGAAGAGAUGGAGAUGGAGCGACAGGCUCGCGAGCAGGAAGAGCGGGAACGCGAACUUGCUGAGCAGAAGGAGGCUUCCCAAUUCAAGUUUGGGAAUACGCACAAGCUCAACGACGAGUUCAAAGGUUCCGAUAAGGGGCCUGCUGCUCAACCGGUCAAAGAAGCUGGAAAGGGCUCUUCCUUCCAAUAA
Molecule: messenger RNA, 1365 nt
Organism: Penicillium cinerascens
Lineage: Eukaryota; Fungi; Ascomycota; Eurotiomycetes; Eurotiales; Aspergillaceae
Product: ANP1/MMN9/VAN1 family protein
Exons: 4
Coding region: 1-1365 (454 amino acids)
Biological process (GO): cell wall mannoprotein biosynthetic process; protein N-linked glycosylation
Cellular component (GO): mannan polymerase complex
Molecular function (GO): alpha-1,6-mannosyltransferase activity
Source: RefSeq, a predicted model, not a curated record